This is a messenger RNA of Monodelphis domestica (gray short-tailed opossum), 6549 nucleotides long. RefSeq names its product synoviolin 1 (gene SYVN1). Gene Ontology annotation, cellular component: endomembrane system. Gene Ontology annotation, molecular function: ubiquitin protein ligase activity. The record is from RefSeq and is a predicted model, not a curated record. Gene Ontology annotation, biological process: proteasome-mediated ubiquitin-dependent protein catabolic process; ERAD pathway. Lineage: Eukaryota; Metazoa; Chordata; Mammalia; Didelphimorphia; Didelphidae.
UUUUUUUAAAAAGCUGCUACAAAUAUUUCUGUACAGAGGUCCUUUACUUUUGGGGAUAUAGAAGUAAUGAUACUUCUGGGUGAAAGAGUUUGAACAGUUUUAUAGUUGGACAUAGUUUCAAAUUGUUCUCCAGAAUGAUUGGAACAGUUCACAAGUCCACCAACAGUGCAUUAGUGUAAUUUUUUCCAUGUCCCCUCCAACAUUUGUCAUUUUUUUCUGUUAUAUCGACUAAUCUGCUAGGUGGGAGGUGGUACCUCAGAGAUGUUUUAAUUUACAUUUCUCUAAUCAAGUAUGAUUUAGAGCAUUUUUUCAUACAAGUAUAGCUUUGAUUUCAUCUGAAAACUGCCUCUGACCAUUUAUCAACUGGAGAAUGAACAAUUAUAUACAUUUCAUUCAGUUUUCUCUAUAUUUGAGAAAUGAGGCCUUUGCCAGCAAAAUGUGCUAACCCACCCACUCCCCUUUCCUGCUUUCCUUCUAAUCUUGGCUGCAUUCUUUGGUUUGUACAAAAACUUUUUAAUUUGAUGUAAUCAAAAUUAUCCAUUUUAUAUCUUGUUCCAAAUGCUUCAUUGGCUAUGGGCCUCUCUAGCCAGAAAAGCUCAUUUUUGUGUUGAAUGUUAACAUUUACAGAUAUACAUAACACAUCCCUACCCAACCCAAAGAAACUCUUGAGUUUUUGCAAACACAAGACUUCAGUAAUAUUCCUUUCAGUGUUUCUACAAGUGAAAAAACUUCUAAAGAUUGUUUUAAAAGAUAUAGUUGGUUUCCUUUACAAUCUUAUAUAUUUUCCUUUAUGCAUUUUAAGUCUUGUCUUUUCUUCAGGAAUGCUUAGAAAUCUAUUUUUUUUUUAAAUAUAAUCCUUACUUUCCAUCUUAGAAUCCAUACUCUAUUGGUUCUAAGGUAGAAGAGUGGUAAGGGCUAGGUAAUGGGGGUUAAGUGACUUGUCCAGGGUCACACAUCUAGGAAGUGUCUGAGGUCAGAUUUGAACCUAGGACCUGGCUCUAAAUCCACGGAGCCACCUAGCUGACCCUUCUAUUUUAUUAAAUGACCAAACUUUCCCCUGAAAAAAUAUAGUCAGUUUUGAUGGACAUGUUAUUCUUGGUUGUAGCCCCACUUCCCCUGCCUUCCAAAAUAUAUUCCAAGCCUUCUGGUCCCUCAGUGGAAGCUGCCAGAUCCUGGGUAAUCCUGACUGGGGUUCCAUGAUAUCUGAAUUGUUUUUUGUUUUGUUUUGUUUUGUUUUUCUGGCUGCUUGCACUAUUUUCUCCUUGUCCUGGGAGCUCUUGAACUUGGCUUUAACAUCCCUGGGAGUAGUCAUUUGCGGAUUUAUUGUAGGAGGUGACCUGUGGAUUCUUUCAAUCUCUAUUUUGCCCUCUUAUUCAAGAAUAUCAGGGGAGUUCUCUUGGGAUAAUUUCUUGAAAUAUGGUAUCUAGGCUUUGACUUUAUGCAUUUUAAAACAUUCUCCAUUGUUCUCUAUAAUAGUUAUCCAGUAUUCUGAGAAGGCUUCAACACACACACACACACACACACAGGUUAAGACCCCCUGCUCCAGGGUUUCCUCUGAGCUCCCUCCAUUCAGAAACAAGAUCAGAUGCUUGCUGAAAACUACUGGGCUUUGGGGUCACACUCCUCUACAUUUCAAGCUCUUCCCUGAGGCCUAUCCUGGGAAGCUCCCCAAGUCAAAGUCUUGCCCCCACACCUGAGGGAAGGCCCCAGGUCCAUUACUACUUGAGGGUACUGUCCAUAGUUGUUCCUUUCCCCCCUGAGCAAAUCUUUCACUUUGUUCUCUGAGCCCUCAUUCAGGGUUCUUGGUGCUUGCUCUUUUCCUCCUCUUCAGAAGAGCCAGGUAGCCUCUUCCCAAUUUUGAUGUCACCAGGAACUUUGGAACGACAUACAUUUUCUGCCAGCUCACCAGAUACCAGCUGGAUAGGGCAUCUCCCUUUGCCCCUGGUGGCAAUGGCCUCACAUCUCCCCCAUCCCUUAAUGCCCCUUCCCACAUUUGACAAUGGCCUCAUGGCUAUAGCCAGGCUCUCUACUGAAAGAACUCAAGCUAGUCAUUCUGCCUCUGGUCCCUGAAUCAACAUCUAUUCUACCCUCCCUAAAAUUGUAUAGGGUAGAGCAGUGGUGGGGAGGCAGACAGUUCCAGCAAAGGCAGUGGAGCACCAGGGACAAACAGCGGAGGGGCCCAGCAAAGGAAAUUAGAGCUGCGGGGUUCGAAUAACGACUCCAGUAGGGAUCCAGUCCGCCCAGGCAGCCCCCGCUGAUGGAGUUGGGCAGCCUGUGGGCCCAGGUCAAGAGCUGGACUGCACGGACCCCCAGGGGCGCUAGAAGUAACAACAAAGAUCUUUCCCUCCGAGAAUACUUUCCCAGUAGCCUCUUUGCGGGCCGCAGGGGAUCCCCCCUACCCUAAUGCAAGCACCCAGCCGGCUGGUAACUCUUGGUAAUAGACUAGAGACGCCCCAGCCACUUCCCCUCUCUGACCCCUCCCUACAGAAGGGGCAGUGAAGAGAAGAGGAAGACUGGGGAGGAGCUGAGCACCGAGGCUUGCCGCCUGGGGGAGAACGGAGCGGAGAGGGACCCUUCAGGUCACUUAGCGAGUCGGAGGCGCUGCCCUCAGCAAGGACCCGCUGUCCUGCGCAGCCUGGGUUUUCAGGGCGCUUCAUAAAUUCCUCUUUCCUAAUUCCGCGCCCUGGCCGCUCUCCAUCCCCCAGCCAGGGACGGUGGGGGCCACGCCCCCGCCCGGUGCGUCCUUCUCCCGUGUUGACAGUUGGCUUGGCUUCCAGAGUCGUUCCUCUUAGCAACAGCUGAGCGAAGCCCGCUUUUCCUAUUGGUCUGUGGGUUUAACCUUUUUUUUUAUUGGUCCGCGUGCCUCAAUCUACCCAAUCAAAGAUAGCCACGGCGACCCAUCUCACUCCACAGACCUAAGUGGGGGCUAGCGAUACAGAUAUUCCUCUGGCGCGAAGACGUUGUUUUGUCCCCCAAAGGGAACGCGCUCGCUGAAACUUUUUCCGUGUUCUUCUUGGUCUUGUAAGCCUCAUUAUCCCUUCUUCCUUCCCUCCUUGAAUUGUCCCAUCUCAGUCCCCUUGGUUGUACACCCCUCUGAAUGGUUCAGUCUGCGUAUUGCGCGUCGGGAGAGGGGGGCCCCCCCCGCUGGUCUUCAAGGGGUAGACUCCUCCUCCUGGCCAUCCGGGUGAUACCACGUGUGAUCUAGGAGACGGGGGACGCCCGGCGCCCCCAGAACCUACGUCCGAUCCCCGAGGCGCCCUUCUGCCUCCCCACCUCCUACCCGCGGCGCCCCAAGUGCCCAUUAAGCUCAGAUCCAGAAAGGGUUCCUCGGUGUCAGUGGCUGACGGGGGCCGGUGCAUUUGGUAUGUCCCAUCCUGCCGCCCCGAGCGGCCGGAAGUGAGGUGUCUGCGGCUCUCACUUCCGGCCCGGAGGGGGUGGGGAGUGUUGUUAACUGGUGGAUCCGCCGCCGCCCCCGUCACGGUCCCCGUCAGCGCUUCCCCGCUGCUCCCCGGGUUAUCGCAGCCGCUUCCUUCGCCGCCGCGGGACCAGCGGGCUCGGGAGCCCUGAGCUCCGUCCCGGUGUCCCGGCCGGGGCCAUGUUCCGCACGGCCGUGAUGAUGGCGGCCAGCCUGGCGCUGACCGGGGCGGUGGUGGCCCACGCCUACUACCUCAAGCACCAGUUCUACCCCACUGUGGUCUACCUGACCAAGUCCAGCCCGAGCAUGGCCGUCCUAUACAUCCAGGCCUUCGUGCUUGUCUUCCUCCUGGGCAAGGUGAUGGGCAAAGUGUUUUUCGGGCAGCUGCGAGCAGCCGAGAUGGAGCACCUCUUGGAGCGCUCCUGGUACGCCGUCACAGAGACCUGUCUGGCCUUCACCGUCUUUCGGGAUGACUUCAGCCCCCGGUUCGUGGCGCUCUUCACCCUCCUCCUCUUCCUCAAGUGUUUCCACUGGCUGGCUGAGGAUCGGGUCGACUUUAUGGAGCGCAGCCCAAACAUCUCCUGGCUCUUUCACUGCCGGAUUGUCUCCCUCAUGCUCCUCCUGGGUGCUCUGGACUUCCUCUUUGUCAAUCACGCCUAUCACAGCAUCCUGACCCGGGGGGCCUCCGUGCAGCUGGUCUUUGGCUUUGAGUACGCCAUCCUGAUGACGAUGGUUCUUACAAUCUUCAUCAAAUAUGUUCUGCACUCAAUCGAUCUCCAGAACGAGAACCCCUGGGACAACAAGGCUGUCUACAUGCUCUACACAGAAUUGUUCACAGGCUUCAUCAAAGUCCUGCUCUACAUGGCCUUCAUGACCAUCAUGAUCAAGGUGCACACCUUCCCACUCUUUGCCAUCCGGCCCAUGUACCUGGCCAUGAGGCAGUUUAAGAAGGCAGUGACGGAUGCGAUCAUGUCUCGCCGGGCCAUCCGAAACAUGAACACACUGUACCCAGAUGCCACUCCCGAGGAGCUCCAGGCCAUGGACAAUGUCUGCAUCAUCUGCAGAGAAGAAAUGGUGACUGGAGCCAAGAGGCUUCCCUGCAACCAUAUCUUCCAUACCAGCUGCCUGCGAUCCUGGUUCCAGCGGCAGCAAACCUGCCCCACCUGCCGAAUGGAUGUCCUGCGAGCUUCACUUCCUGUCCAGUCCCCACCAGCCCCAGAGCCUCCUGAGCAGGGCCCUCCCCCUGCUCCACACCAGCCCCCUAUCAUCCCCCCACCCCCCAACUUUCCCCAAGGCCUCCUGCCUCCAUUUCCUCCUGGGAUGUUCCCCUUGUGGCCUCCCAUGGGCCCCUUUCCUCCUAUGCCUCCCCCCAGCAAUGCAGAUGUCCCUCCUUCCUCACCUUCCACCUCAGCCAAUACCCCUCGGCCCAAUGGGUCUGUCUCUGAGACCGCUCCGGCUCCCGGCUUUCCCUUCCCUCCCCCCUGGAUGGGCAUGCCCCUGCCUCCACCAUUUGGGUUCCCCCCCAUGCCAGUGCCCCCAGCAGGCUUUGCAGGCCUGACUCCUGAGGAGCUGCAGGCCCUGGAGGGCCAUGAGCGGCAGCAUCUGGAAGCUCGACUCCAAAGCCUUCGAAACAUCCACACCCUGCUGGACGCUGCCAUGCUGCAGAUUAACCAGUACCUCACUGUGCUGGCCUCUCUGGGCCCUCCCCGACCUCCUGCUCCUGCCAGUCCUCCUGAGGCAUCUACAAUGGCUGCUGCAGCAUCCUCUUCCAGCAGCAUCCCCAGCUCUGAAGCGACACCCCCCUCCCCAGGAGAGUCCCCACUCCCCCCUGACACAGCACAGCCGCAGCCAGAUACAGAGUCUCUUGGGGCAGAGGAGCUGAGUGAAGAUGGGGAGCCCAACACGGUCGAGCUCCGCCGCCGCCGCCUGCAGAAGCUGGAGUCCCCUGCCUCUCACUGACACUGCCCAGCCUCAUCCCACUCCCCAACCUCGUGUUUUGACUGUGGUGCCCUCGUGCUCGGGUGAGAAGUGGAUCCCACCUCCCACUGCCAAGUGCCGUCUCCCCUCUCACCAGGCUUUGGAAAAGAAUUUGAGGUUCCUGUGACCUCUCCUGGAAGGAAGGAAGGCCUGAGCCCACUCACACCACUUGGGAGCCCUCGAAUCCAAAUCAUGUGGCUUGGGCUGAUUCCUCAUCCCCUAGACUGGACUAGAGGUCUGGUGGGUCAGUCUCCUUGCUGGCCCUUCACCUACCCCCCACAGCCUCCCUUAACUCCAGGCAGAGUUGGGGCUGUUGAGGUCUUUGAGAGCCCAGUUUCCUGUCCUACUUAUUCCCCUCCAUUCAGGGGCCCAGGAAGAGGGUGGACACUGAAGACACAUUCCCUCAGGAGCUGGCAAAAGGCCAGCUCUCAGGGCAGAGGGAGUGUACCCUGUUCCCAACAGUAUUAGCUCUAGCUCCCAGGACGGGGCUCCAGGCGAGCUGGGCUUCAUUGGCCCCUACCUCCAGCGGUCCCUUUCUAGUACUAGUAGCCCCUCCUUCACACUCCCAUCCAUGUCUUGUAGGUGACCCCGUCUCAGGAAAGUUGAGUGCCUCAGCUAGGCUGGGGCAGCCUGCUCAGUAUGGCUGGUGGGCACCUCUGAGGGGCCCUCCAUGCUGCUCCUUGAGACGUCUCCCCCUGACGGGAUGAGAUGUUGGAAGCCCCUGGUCCUCUGGUGUAACAAGACUGAGCCUCCAUUGUCCGUCCAUGGCCAAAAGCUCUCUUUUCUUAUCCCCAAGCUGGGCCAGGACAAAGCCUGUCUCUAAACCAAACAGUCCCCUGAGGGGAAGCGAGCUCAGCUUUCUGAAACUUCUUGAUUGGAGGGGGGAAGGAGGGAUUCCUUGUUGCUGGCUUUGGGCUAAGCCCCAGCCCACAACUUGUUUCAGAUGUAGGCAGCAGCAGCAGCCCCCCCACGGCAGAGAGGGGGAGAUCAAGCCAGGAGCAGGCCUUGCCUCCCCCCUGCUCCUCUUCCUUUGUUCCCUUUGUUUUGUGUGUUACACAAGUUGCUGGAGACAGUUUCAGAUUAUUUAAUUUGUAAAUACUGUACAAAUUUUAAUAGCUUCAAUUGUAUAUACGGCCAAAAUAAAAACUUGCAUUAAA